Aethina tumida (small hive beetle) is the source of this 1763-nucleotide messenger RNA. Its product is annotated as pickpocket protein 28-like. The coding region runs from base 9 to 1763 and encodes 584 amino acids. The transcript is spliced from 9 exons. Gene Ontology annotation, molecular function: ligand-gated sodium channel activity. NCBI's taxonomy places the organism in Eukaryota, Metazoa, Arthropoda, Insecta, Coleoptera, Nitidulidae. The record is from RefSeq and is a predicted model, not a curated record. Gene Ontology annotation, biological process: sodium ion transmembrane transport. Gene Ontology annotation, cellular component: membrane.
UGCAAGCAAUGUUUUCCAAGCAGGGGAAUCUAAAACUUGACAGUGGUGAUCAUAUUGAAAUUGAUUUUGAAAUGAAGAGAUCUGGCUCGCUCACAUCCAACGAUAAAAUACCAGAGAAAGAACUGGUGAAGUUGGAGAAUGGACCCAAAAAAUACAAGAGAAAAUAUCCUGGCUUUAGGAAAAAUGUCCAUGACUACUUCACCGAAUUUACUGAAAAUACCGGAAUCCACGGUUUCAAAUAUAUGGGAGAACAAAAUCGCUCUGUUUUCGAGAAAAUUUUCUGGGUGUUACUUUUUUGCGUUUCAUUGUACUUUUGUAUUGGGUUGAUAAUACAAACAUGGGUAAAAUGGGAUCAAUCGCCAGUUUUGGUAAGCUUUGCCAGAAGUCCUACUCCAGUUUGGCAAAUUCCGUUUCCUGCAGUAACGAUUUGUUCUGAGACAAAAAUGAGACAAAGAAAAUUCAACUUUACUGAUGUCUAUAAUAAGUACACCAAGCAAAGAAACAUAUCUGAGGAGGAAUUACAAAAUUUUUCAAACAGUGCAUUGGUCUGCGAUAACCAUUUAUACAAUGAUGGCAACAAAACAACCGACUUUAAAACCAUUGAAUAUUUGAUGGGGGUUGCACCUCAAUUCUCGGACAUUUUUUUCAGUUGUAAAUGGACAAUGCAUAAUGACUCCUGCUACAAUUUGUUCACACCCCAUCUAACCGACGAGGGACUGUGUUUCACCUUUAACAUGCUCGACAAGCCCGAAUUAGUUAAUAAUAACGUAUUCCUCCACGGAGAUUACAUGUCACACGGUCGUAAAUCCCAAGGAUGGGCUCUGGAAAUGGGCUAUCCAAAAGAUUCACCCAAGGACACGUUCCCCAGACGCGCCAUGUCGGCUGGAGCAGCAGGAGGCUUGUUCUUGGUUUUGUCCGCUUACAAGCAAGAUUUAGAUUACAUAUGUCGCGGGCCUGUCCAAGGAUUUAGAAUUCUCUUGCACAAUCCUGCAGAAAUUCCCAGAGUCCAAAUGCAAUAUUUCAGAGUACCAUUGAAUCAGGAGAUGGUGGUGGCUAUAAAACCGGACAUGAUGACUACUUCAGAAGGUUUAAGGGAUUAUGACCCUAUGAGGAGACAGUGCUUUUUCUCUAGUGAAAGAAAAUUAGCGUUUUAUAAAAGUUAUACUCAACAAAACUGUCAGAUCGAAUGCUUAACUAAUGCCACUCUAGCUGCCUGUGGAUGUGUCGCCUAUUAUAUGCCUCAUGAGGAACACACGGAUAUUUGUGGCUCUGGUAGUAUAAAGUGUAUGUUCGAUGCACAAAGUGCUCUGUUGGAAAAGGAAGUACAGGAAGGUUUGGAUAAUAUGGCAAUCGACGAUUUGGAAUUGAGUUCCAUGAACAUUUCAAACUGCAACUGUUUACCAGCUUGUACAUCUUUGACCUACAACGCGGAAACUUCUCAAGCAGAGUUCAACUAUAAAGAGGUUUUCCAAGCUUACGAGGCCAACAUCAGUGAAUUUCCAGGAAUACAGAUGUCGAGGCUGACGCUCUUCUUCAAGGACCAGCAGUUCAUCACGUCGGAAAGGAACGAAUUGUAUGGCCAGACCGAUUUCCUUGCCAACUGUGGAGGUAUUCUGGGCUUAUUCACAGGUUUCUCUUUCUUGUCCAUCGUUGAGAUAUUCUACUUUUUGUCCUUGAGGCUGAUAUGCAACGUGAAGAAAUAUGGAAGAAAGUAUUGGUCCGCUUCUCCAACUUUGAUCAACGACGAUGGUUAUCUACAUUAA